This is a messenger RNA of Pieris macdunnoughi, 567 nucleotides long. NCBI's taxonomy places the organism in Eukaryota, Metazoa, Arthropoda, Insecta, Lepidoptera, Pieridae. The record is from the annotation of a GenBank genome assembly.
AUGGCAUUUGUUUAUUUUAUGAAAGCUAAGAAUGAAGUGUUCCAGUAUUUUCAAGAAUUUCGGAGUAUGGUAGAAAACCAAAAAGGAAAGAAAGUCAAGGUUCUUCCAACUGACAAUGGAGGGGAGUUUUGUAGUCAUGAAUUUAGCAGGUAUCUAAAUAACCAUGGUAUAAUUCACCAGAGAUUGAAUGCUUAUACACCAGAACAGAAUGGUCUCUGCAAGAGGAUGAACAGUGUAGUCAUGGUUCACAUUCCCAAGGAAAGACGUUUGAAAUGGGAUAAGAAGGCCAACAAGCUGCUUUUUAUAGGUUAUGCAGAAAAGACUAAAGGAUAUAGAGUAUAUGAUCCUGUAACUAACAUUGUCACAACCAGCAGAGAUAUAGUAGUCAUUGAAAGUCCAUACCAGAAUAUGGUAGAAAUACCAUUGGAAUGUAAGCAUCCAGUGGAGGUAACUGAGCAAGAGAAUGAUUAUGAAGAAAUUGAGAGCUCUUCCUCUGAAGCCGAUUGUGGGUAUGAAACUUAUGUCUCAGAAUCUGAAGUUUCAGUGAGUACUUCCAAUGAUAACUAA